Molecule: messenger RNA, 1361 nt
Organism: Mercenaria mercenaria
Lineage: Eukaryota; Metazoa; Mollusca; Bivalvia; Venerida; Veneridae
Product: ATP synthase mitochondrial F1 complex assembly factor 1-like
Exons: 11
Coding region: 356-1336 (326 amino acids)
Biological process (GO): mitochondrial proton-transporting ATP synthase complex assembly
Cellular component (GO): mitochondrion
Source: RefSeq, a predicted model, not a curated record
UGGCUUUUCUACAUUCAAAGAAAUAAAUAAACAAUGGUUUUGUUAUUCAAACAGUGCAGUAAUGUAGCUUACAUCAUAAUUCAUUAUUGGAAACAAAAAGCGGGCCGCUUGAACCAUCCAUAAACUCGUUUCAUGAAAAAACCCGAAUAACACCGAUUUCUAUUGAUACCGCGAAUUUUCAACUGGAUAGAAUAAUUUGUUUUAAUAAUGCGGCGCCCGAUCGUUCAUAAGAAAUUUUAUUUUAUCAAAUGUCGUCCUGAAAAUUAUUUAUUGCGCAAGCACGGCAGCAGGUCCGGUAGAAUUAUGGGAGAACAACAACAACAAAACCGGUGAAGUUACCUAGAAACCCGCAUGUAUGAACUACCGCUACGACACGAGUAUGAUGCCUCAAGCUGAUUUGUUACGUGUGUGCUUGUCAUGUUGGAGACGAAUUCCAUCUCAGCUUAGUAGACAAAUAUUGCAUCAUAAAUACCCGGCCACAAGUGCUGUCACCUGCAAUGGCCAGUGUGGUAAAAGGUGGACAAGCAUGCUUACACUGAACAGCAAACAGUUUUCCACCUCAAGUAAACCAGAUGAUAUCGAUAGCAAUCCUUUCUUUGAAAAAUAUAAACAGAAGUUAAAACACAUGCAAGAAGAAAAUCCAGAGGAGUAUGAGUCUAGACUACAAGAAAUGAAAGAGAAAUUAAAACCAAAGAAAGAGGACACACCGCAAGAGCCCCCACCACAGAGGACAGAGCCACCUCCUAAACGAGAUAUACCUGGCUUUAGCGGUCCAAGGACAUGGCCACCUAAGAGUUUAGAUGAAAUUAUGAAGUUAGAAUUGAUCAAGGAUCUGGAUGCUAAGGCAAUCACACAGUUAUGGCAGGAAUAUCAUAUAGCAAAGGACUGUAUAUUCUCAGUAUUUCCAACAGAGCAUUAUGAUGAAUUGAUAUCCAAGUCACAGAUAAACCCCAAUUUUAUAUUUACCUUGCCAAAAGGGGAUGGUUAUGAGUUUUACCUGUGUCAGUUUAGUGGGAAGGAUGUUUACUUCACUCCGUUAGCUAUGUAUCAGCUUGUCAAAGAAAAUGCACCACCAUGUCUAACAGUGGCACACUUUCCUGAGCUAAAAGAUGAUAAAGGAAUUGUUCUGAUGGCAGGAGAGUAUGAUGAUAAAGUGAUCAGAAAGACUGAAGCACUCAAUCUUGUAAAACAGAUGACAUUAUAUUAUGGAAGAGAUGCCGGAGAGAGAUACAAACUUGUGCGGACGUUUCACACUAACCCUGAACAGUUUCAGUAUAUGGAUAUUAUAGAACAGUAUAAAAUGAACAAAGAAUUUCUGGAAAAUAACCCAUAUUAGAAAAAAUAGAAAUAACAUUAUGUCA